This is a messenger RNA of Staurois parvus, 375 nucleotides long. NCBI's taxonomy places the organism in Eukaryota, Metazoa, Chordata, Amphibia, Anura, Ranidae. The record is from the annotation of a GenBank genome assembly.
UGUGCCACUUUCAGGUCUCCCCCACACUGCUGGUGUGUUUCCAUUUUUUGUCAUGGGGUGCGGGCAGAUUACGGGCCUCCCAUAGCUGCUGCCAGGCCCCUAAUCUGCGGUGCUGGCAGAUUACGGGCCUCCCAUAGCUGCUGCCAGGCCCCUAAUCUGCCAUGGGCCCCCGUACCGACUCCUCAUGCUGCUGCCAGGCCCGUAAUCUGUCAUGGGCCCCUGUUGUCGCUUGUUGGCAUAUUCCGCUCGUUCAGAUGCUCCUUCUCCUGCUACUCCUCUUCACGGAUUCCGUCAGCAGUCUUUCUUGGAAUCCGUUUCCAAGAGACAACAGUUUGCGAGCACGCACCCGACGGUGCAGAAGCUGAACGUCCUCCU